Hyalella azteca is the source of this 827-nucleotide messenger RNA. Its product is annotated as pro-resilin-like. The annotation marks the transcript as partial. The record is from RefSeq and is a predicted model, not a curated record. NCBI's taxonomy places the organism in Eukaryota, Metazoa, Arthropoda, Malacostraca, Amphipoda, Hyalellidae. The transcript has a single exon.
AUGUGUAUAAGAGAGUGGUACCGGGACCGGGACGUGGUACCGGGACCGGGACGUGGUACAGGGACCGGGACGUGGUACCGGGACCGGGACGUGGUACCGGGACCGGGACGUGGUACCGGGACUGGGACGUGGUACCGGGGCCGGGACGUGGUACCGGGACCGGGACGUGGUACCGGGACGUGGUACAGGGACCGGGACGUGGUACCGGGACGUGGUACAGGGACCGGGACGUGGUACCGGGACGUGGUACAGGGACCGGGACGUGGUACCGGGACGUGGUACAGGGACCGGGACGUGGUACCGGGACGUGGUACAGGGACCGGGACGUGGUACCGGGACGUGGUACAGGGACCGGGACGUGGUACCGGGACGUGGUACAGGGACCGGGACGUGGUACCGGGACGUGGUACAGGGACCGGGACGUGGUACCGGGACGUGGUACAGGGACCGGGACGUGGUACCGGGACGUGGUACAGGGACCGGGACGUGGUACCGGGACGUGGUACAGGGACCGGGACGUGGUACCGGGACGUGGUACAGGGACCGGGACGUGGUACCGGGACGCGGUACCGAGACCGGGACGUGGUACGGGACCGGGACGUGGUACGGGACCGGGACGCGGUACCGGGACCGGGACGUGGUACCGGGACGGGGUACCGGGACCAGUACCGUGUCCCCACGCUCUUGUCCCCAUCACUCCCCCCGCGUGGGGAUCGGUCCCCCUGGUUUACGCAGACGCGGCCUCGACGCGCGUAUGAGUUAUUGAACCCCUGGGGGGUUACGGCCCCCGGGGGUUGGGGUUACACGCGCCCCGGGGAUGGCGGGGG